AUGGCAACCACGCCUGGAUUUCUCACUGACUGGCCUUGGAAGCCUCUUGGUUCCUUUAAGUAUGUGGUACUUGCACCAUGGGCGAUCCAGAAGACGUACGAGUUCAUAACGGGGAACGGAGGAGGGGAGAGGGACCUGUCCACCUUCCUCAUCCUCCCGUUGCUGGUGUGGCGGAUGAUCCACAACCAGCUGUGGAUCAGCUUCUCCCGCUACCGCACCGCCAAGGGCACCACCCGCAUCGUCGACAGAGGGAUCGAGUUUGACCAGGUUGACCGCGAGGCCGGAUGGGAUGAUCAGAUCGUGUUCAACGGGCUGCUGUUCUACAUCGGAGCGAUGACGCUGUCGGCCGCAACCCACCUGCCGGUGUGGAGGCUGGACGGCGUGGUGAUCACGGUCCUGCUGCACGCCGGGCCGGUGGAGUUUUUGUACUACUGGCUGCACAGGGCGCUGCACCACCAUUUCCUCUACUCCCGCUACCACUCCCACCACCACUCCUCCAUCGCCACCGAGCCCAUCACAUCCGUGAUCCACCCAUUCGCAGAGCACAUAGCCUACUACACACUGUUCGGCAUCCCACUGCUGACGACAGUCAUGACGCGAACCGCGUCCGUCGUGUCCUUCUUCUGGUAUGUCACCUACGUCGACCUGAUGAACAACAUGGGCCACUGCAACUUCGAGCUCGUCGUCCUCGGAUCCCUCUUCUCCGUCUUCCCGCCGCUGAAAUUCCUCCUCUACACCCCGACCUACCACUCCCUCCACCACACCCGGUUCCGCACCAACUACUCCCUCUUCAUGCCGCUCUACGACCACCUCUACGGCACCGCCGACGAGUCCACCGACGAGCUCUACGAGAGGUCGCUGAAAAGAGGGGAGGAGUCCCCCGACGUCGUCCACCUCACCCACCUCAUAACUCCGGACUCAGUCUGCCGCCUCCGCCUCGGGUUCGCCUCUCUGGCCGCCACUCCCUCCUCCGGCGCCGGACUCCGCCUGCUGGGCCGGUUACUCUGGCCCGUCACGGUCUGGGCCAUGGGCUUGAUCACUUGGAUCUAUGGGCGGGCUGCUUUUGUGCUUGAGAGGCACCGGUUUGAUGGGCUCCGGCUCCAGACUUGGGCCCUUCCCAAGUACAAGAUCCAGUACGCGAUGCAGCGCCAGAAAGAGGGGAUUAAUUCACUAAUAGAGGACGCAAUUGUGAAAGCCGAGGGAAAAAGUGUCAAGGUGUUAACUUUAGGGCUGUUGAAUCAGGGGGAGGAAUUGAAUGGGUAUGGGGAGAUGUACGUGAGGAAGAAUCCGGGGCUGAGAACCAAGCUGGUGGACGGCAGCAGCCUGGCUGUGGCUGUGGUCCUAAACUCCAUUCCAAAAGGCACAACACAGGUCGCUAUUAGGGGCACCCAUGCCCUCUUUAAGGUUGCUUCUUGUCUUGCACGGUCUUUGUCCCACCGUGGCCUCAAGGUUGUUAUUCCCACAGAGAAAGAAUACGACAGGAUGCGACAGUCUUUCGACGCUGUUUCUCACACUAAUCUGCUACUCUCCAAAGUUCAUUCUAUCAAGGUUUGGCUAGUGGGGGAGGGAUUAAGUGAAGAGGAGCAGAAGCAGGCAGGGAAAGGAACGUUGUUCAUUCCCUUCUCCCAAUUCCCACCGAAGAAGUUGCGAGAUGACUGCUUUUACCACACCACGCCGGCCCUGAUAGCGCCCAAGUCCCUGGAGAACGUGGAUUCUUGCGAGAAUUGGUUGGGAAGAAGAGUGAUGAGUGCAUGGCGGGUAGCAGGGGUGGUUCAUGCGUUAGAGAAGUGGGAGGAGCACGAGUGCGGCGACCAGAUGUUGGACGUGGACAAAGUUUGGGAAGCAACUCUUCGCCUUGGCUUUCGUCCUCUCAAUUAA
This is a messenger RNA of Linum trigynum, 1878 nucleotides long. NCBI's taxonomy places the organism in Eukaryota, Viridiplantae, Streptophyta, Magnoliopsida, Malpighiales, Linaceae. The record is from the annotation of a GenBank genome assembly.